UUGUCUUCUCUACAAGCCUGUCUUUCAUUUGUAGAGUAUCAGCACAUUAUGAUCAGUUCACGACAAUUCACUCAGUAUUUAUGGUAGUGCUCCUGUGAGACUUCUGCUAAAUGUCACUUGUCUUGUGCAGCCAGAAGAGAAAUGGAUCCUGUGAUUACUAUAGUUCUGGUGGUGGCAGCAGCAGCAGCACAAGUUAAUGCCAUGGCCUGUAAUCUCUCUCACAAGAAUGGAAAUCAUCAAUGCUAUGGGGCUUUGGGAGAAUCUUUGUCCUUACAGCUGGCUGCAGACAGCAGUAAUGAAGAAAUACAAUUGAAAAAAGGUUUUACUCGUAUUCUGCACUUCAAAACUGGAGAAGACUGGAAAUCUAAAUUGCAUCAGGAUUAUGUGAAUCGCUCUGAGUUCUUUUAUAAUGGAACAUUCAGACUGGACAGAGUUAUAGAAGAAGACAGUGGAGAUUACCAAUUGGAAAUACAUAAUUCAGAGGGAACACUGUUGCGCAAAGUCAACAUGCUACUUGAGAUACAAGCCCCGGUGUCAGAGCCAGUGUUGUCUCACCUCUGUCUGCCUGAUGGAGAAACCGUGGUCACAUGCUCUUCAGAGGGAGAUGGUCUUCAGUACAGCUGGACCCUGAAUGGCCAGAAUCUGACCAGGAGUGUAGCCUAUGACCACUACCAGAACAGUGUCAUCAUACUGAAGAGUGACGUGACAGAAUCCCUGACCUGUAUGGUUCAGAAUAAAGUUAGCAGCAGCAACUCUACUAUUCAUCUACUGGCCUGCCCAGUUGUCUCUUCCCAGUUUCCUUCAGUAGCUGUGACCGUGUCUGUGGCUCUGACGGUUGGAACUCUCACACUUCUUGCACUGUUUCUUGGUAUUAACCAUCUAUGCAAGAAACAAAGAUCCAGAUUUGAGAAUUCAGAACGCUGUGACGAGGUUGUUGUUUACGCUGAUGUGAAAAUAAAUCAAGCAAGGAAGCAGAGGCCCCCAGACACAGAGACGGUGGUGUAUGGACAGAUCAAAAUGGCUGUAAACCCAGACGAGGCAGGAAGCCCAUAGACUCAAGGGUAGACAUUUUACCACAUGUAGCUUUGUAAAGCAGAUAUAAGACAAGGGAUGACUGAACAUUAUGUGGGUGCACUGAUUGAGUAGAUGAGACAGACCAUCAAACUUAAAGACUAGUGUCAAAUGAACACAUCAAGAUGACAUCAUGCAUCAUGUAAGGAAUGCUAGGAAGAUGCACUGCAUGUAGUUUAGAGUUUGUUAACAUGAAUUACUGUCUCAUUUUGUAUUGUAUAUUGUACAAUGGUAUAACAAUUUUAAAGUAUUUUGUAACUUUUGUUUAAAACCGUAAUAUCAACGUAUCUGUAUUUC
Molecule: messenger RNA, 1368 nt
Organism: Oncorhynchus keta (chum salmon)
Lineage: Eukaryota; Metazoa; Chordata; Actinopteri; Salmoniformes; Salmonidae
Product: hepatocyte cell adhesion molecule-like
Exons: 5
Coding region: 142-1053 (303 amino acids)
Source: RefSeq, a predicted model, not a curated record